AUGGCAGACACCUGCUUUUCUGGGCCCUGUGCUCCCAUGUCCUCAGCUGUCUCUGUCUGCUCCAGUGACGUCAGCUGCGGCAGCAACGUCUGCCUGCCCAGUUCAUGCCCGGGCUCCUCCUCACAGAUGGAAGACUGCCCUGAGAGCUGUUGUGAACCCAGCUGCUGUGGGCCCUCCUGCUGCCCAGAACCCUGCUGCACAACCUCCUGCCUGACCCUGCUGCUCUGCCACCCAGUCUGCUGUGUGCCUGCCGCCUGCCAGACAGCCUGUGAACCCAGCCCCUGCCAGUCUGUCUGUACCUUCUCCUGCUCCCCAUCAGGCUGCCAGCAGUCCUGCUGCCAAGACCCUAGCUGCUCUGCCUCCCCCUGCUCAGUGCAGUCCUGCUACUGUGUCCCUCUGUGCUGCAAGCCCAGCUGCUGCAUCACCCUGCCUGUGUGCUGCAAGCCCAGCUGCUGUGUGACCACAGCCUGUUGUCCAGCCUCCUCCUGCUGCCAGCCCAGCUGCUGCCGCCCUGCCUCCUCUGUGUCCCUCAUCUGCAGGCCCGUGUGCAACCCAGCUGCCUGCUGCGUGCCUCUCUCCUGCAGACCCUCCUGCCGCACCACCACGUCCUCCGCCUCUUGCUGCUGUGCCCCUUCCUGCUGUCCAGCUACCACAUGCUGCCGCCCUGCCUCCUCUGUCUCCCUCAUCUGCCGGCCCACCUGCUGA
Phascolarctos cinereus (koala) is the source of this 705-nucleotide messenger RNA. RefSeq lists its product as uncharacterized. Gene Ontology annotation, cellular component: keratin filament. Lineage: Eukaryota; Metazoa; Chordata; Mammalia; Diprotodontia; Phascolarctidae. The record is from RefSeq and is a predicted model, not a curated record.